Molecule: messenger RNA, 2860 nt
Organism: Leguminivora glycinivorella
Lineage: Eukaryota; Metazoa; Arthropoda; Insecta; Lepidoptera; Tortricidae
Product: WD repeat-containing protein 3
Exons: 17
Coding region: 74-2842 (922 amino acids)
Biological process (GO): maturation of SSU-rRNA
Cellular component (GO): Pwp2p-containing subcomplex of 90S preribosome; small-subunit processome
Molecular function (GO): protein binding; snoRNA binding
Source: RefSeq, a predicted model, not a curated record
UACCAUACCUUGCGCAAAAUCGUAAACAAAAUAAGCAUGGUUAGGUUAUUCUUGUAUUAAAUUGAUUUAAAAUAUGGGUCUUACGAAGCAAUAUUUACGUUAUGCGCCCAGCGGCACUUUCAACAUAAUCGCUAGUGCUGACUGUAAUUGUACACAUGUAUCUUUAAAUGGAGUAAGCGGACGAUAUGUAGCAGUAGGUGCAUGUGAGCAUGUUAUUAUUUGGGACAUGAGACUUGGAGAAAAGGCACAAGUGCUCUCUGGGGAAAAUGUUGUAGUGUCUCAGAUCGCAGCGAGCCCGACGGGCAACCAUAUGGCGGUAGGCUACGUGGACGGCAACAUCAGCGUGUUCGAGCUCGUUAACAACGAGAUUGUUUGCCAGUUUGCUGGUCACAAGUCUGCUGUGACUUGCUUACAGUAUGACGAACAAGGGCACCGGCUGGUGUCUGGAUCUAAGGAUACAGAAGUGAUUCUUUGGGAUGUAGUAUCAGAAACUGGUAUUGCAAGAUUCAGCGGCCACAAAGGUGCUAUAACUAGUGUUCUAUUCAUUAAUGGGAAGAAUUGUAUUGUGAGCUCAUCAAAGGACACUUUUGUCAAGUUCUGGGAUAUUGAAACUAAACACUGCUUUAAGACUUUAGGGGGACAUCAAAUGGAGGUGUGGUCAGCUGUUCUAAUGAAAGAGGAGAGAUACCUGGUGACAGGCAGCAUGGACCAAGAACUACGGGUGUGGAAGCUCAAUUGGACAUCUGAUGUUAAGGAGGAGGACAAGCUCAUCAGGCAGAUGGAGAUUGUCAAGCUGGAGGAAACAGACAACUUGGAAGAUAGCUCAGUAUUACAAUGUCACCAAGUGGGCACCCUAAUGCGCGGCGGUAAAGGGCGCGUGGUAGGCCUCACCACUGAUCUUGGACAGAGCAUAUUGGCGUGUUACGGGACCGAUUCUCUGUUGGAAAUAUUCUCCUUCUGUACUGAUGAAGAGGCUAAGCAAAGGAUGAGUAAAAGGAUAAAAAAGCAGAGGAAAAAGUUAAUAAAACAAAAGGAGACUGGUGAAGUACCCGCCGACACACCCGACGUGGUGGAAUUCCUGACGCUAACUGACGAAGUGCGGCGGCUCACUUCCAUAAAACUGAGCGCGAAGCUCAAGUCCAACACGUUACUGCUUGGCGUUACGGGGGAGCUGCGUGUGGGUGUUACUCUCGCUAACAACUCUGUUGAACUACACAGUCUCAAGCAAGAAGAAGAUGAAGUGAAAUGUCUUAAAGAGAUAAGAAUGCCCGGCCACCAGAAGGAGCCGCGCUGUGUGGCCAUCAGCUCCGAUAACUUAGCCGUUCUGUCCGCGUCGGCUGAUUCCAUCAAAUUGUGGAACAGACCAAACCAGUCCUGCCUCCGCACUAUCCCCCUAACAUCAGGGCGGCCCACAAGCCUCACGUUCCUGCCGGGCGACCGCCACGCGGCCGCGGGCUGCGCUGACGGCUCCUUGCUUAUACUCGACGUGGGCGCCGGGGCGGUCAUAGAGACAGUCCCUGCGCAUCAGGGCGAGUGUUCUAGUAUCGCCAUGACGCCUGACUCGAGAGGCUGUGUUUCCGGCGGAGCUGACAAGACUGUGAAGUUUUGGCAGUUCGAGCUGAUACCGGAUCCCACGGGAGAAUCUAAAGCCAAAGUUCUUUCGUUACUCCACACAAGAACGUUGGAACUGGAAGAGGCGGUGACUGCAGUCAAGAUCAGUCCGAACUUCAAGUUCAUUGCGGUGGCGCUCAUGGAUUCCACCGUCAAAAUAUUCUUCGUUGACACAUUUAAGUUCUACCUACAACUCUACGGCCACAAGCUGCCAGUCCACGCUCUGGACAUCAGCUACGAUUCCAACAUCAUCGCCACAGGCUCCUCCGACCGAAACGUCAAGAUCUGGGGCAUGGACUUCGGAGACUGCCACAAGUCCAUCUUUGCGCACAACGACUCUGUGACGUCACUCCAAUUCGUUCCCAGCACGCACUAUUUCUUCACUGCGUCUAAAGAUGGGAAGGUGAAGCAAUGGGAUGCGGAUUCAUAUGACAAUAUUAUCACACUACAAGGUCACGCAGGGUCAUGUCACGCGCUGGCCGUCGGUGCGGGUGGUUUACACGUGGCCUCGUGCGGGUCAGAGAACGCCUUGCGAUUAUACACACGCACAGAUGAGCCGCUAGUGCUGGGCGACACCGAUGAGCAGGAGGAGGGGCUUGCUACAGGGGAAACACAUGCACCUGUACCAGGUCUACCGGGCCUCGCGAUGCCAACAAAGAAAACCAUAGGAGCUGAAAAAGCUGCGGACUCAAUAAUGGAGUGUCUGUCCAUCGGAGCCGCGUACAAAAAGGAGCGCACCGAAGCGCGCGGUCAGCCGGUGCAGCCGCCGCUACUCAUGGCCGCGUACAACUGUGACAACGAAGAAGACUUCUUGCUGGAGACUCUGAAGAAGAUACGCGCCAGUGAUUUAGAAGAAGCCCUGCUCCUCCUGCCUUUCAACACCGCGUGCGAGAUCGUGCGAAUGUUGCCGAACAUGCUCGAACGUGGUGCCAACACCGAGCUUCUUUGCCGGACAGCUAUAUUCCUGCUUAAGGUUCACCACGCGCCGCUGAAGGCACACAAAGCGCUGCUCAAGCCGCUCAUACAAAUACAAGCCAAAGCUGUGAUGCGCCUGUCGGAGAUGCGAGACACGGUCGGCUACAACGUGCACGCUCUGCAAUGGAUGCGGCGCGAGGCGGAGGCGGCGGAAUCCGAGCAGCUGUUCCGCGAGGCCACCGGCGCGCGCCGCGGCAAGGAGCGCCGCCGCCGCGCCAGGCAGGCGCUCAAGCGGCCCAUACUCACUGUUACUUGAAUAUAUUCAUGCUAGUUA